This is a messenger RNA of Mytilus californianus (California mussel), 759 nucleotides long. RefSeq names its product N-lysine methyltransferase KMT5A-A-like. The record is from RefSeq and is a predicted model, not a curated record. The coding region runs from base 1 to 759 and encodes 252 amino acids. The transcript has 8 exons. Gene Ontology annotation, molecular function: protein binding. NCBI's taxonomy places the organism in Eukaryota, Metazoa, Mollusca, Bivalvia, Mytilida, Mytilidae.
AUGAAAUAUUUUUUAUACAGGACAAGGAAAAGUGAACGUGCCCAAAUCAAAGGCCAGAAAAAUGUGUCUAGUGCAGUUAAAGAGGCAGAGUUGUAUAUAAGACAGGGUAUUGACAAGGAUGGUUUUAUUGUCAAAGAUAUUAACCCUGAAAUAGGAAAAGGGGUCUUUACAACAAGAGCUUUUAUGAAGGGAGAAUUUCUACUUGAGUAUGAAGGCAAGUUGAUGUCCAGUGAAAAAGGAGACAGGAGACUUGACAGCCAUGUCAGAAAAGGCCAUGGAUGUUAUGUUUUCUUUUUUAGAGAUAAUGAGGAUCAGAAGCUGAGCAUUGAUGCUACAAAUUCAAAAUUAAUGGGCAGGUAUGUCAAUGAUGGCGUUGGCAGAGAAAAAAAUUCUAUUAUGAGGCGUAUUCAUGUGGAUGGUAAUCCCCAUUUGGCAUUAUUUGCCCUCAAAGAAAUAGUCAGGGGAGAGGAGUUACGCUACGAUUAUGGGGAUCAAUCUAAAAACCUGCCAUGGAGAAAAAAGUCCAAAACAACAAAUUCUGACAAGAAUAGCUUGAAGACAGUUAAAGCUUCACAUGAUAAAGGUGAACCAAGAACUCCAAACAUGUUGGAAGACUCUUUGUGUACUGUCCAUGAGCAAUCUUCGAAACUUCAAAUGACAAAGAAGUGUUAUGUCAGUUUGAAAAAGUUUUCAAUAUCAGAACUGAAAAGAGGAAGAUUUGUAGUAGGACUGCCAAAUCAAAAGGGUAAGACCCUGUGA